Eupeodes corollae is the source of this 1365-nucleotide messenger RNA. It is a transcript of the gene Fibp, whose product is annotated as acidic fibroblast growth factor intracellular-binding protein. The transcript has 8 exons. Gene Ontology annotation, cellular component: nucleus. The record is from RefSeq and is a predicted model, not a curated record. The coding region runs from base 157 to 1236 and encodes 359 amino acids. Lineage: Eukaryota; Metazoa; Arthropoda; Insecta; Diptera; Syrphidae.
CUUUGGCUGAAAAGGAAGAACUAACAAAAAUAUAAAUAAUAAUAUUUUAAAAUUAUUUUUCAUAGUUUUCCCGCCACAAAAAUUUAAUAAUUAAGUGAACUUCAAAAUUUCAUUAUUGGGUUAAAUAUUGUAUAGUAUAUAAAUCAAAAAAAUAAAAUGAAUGCGGAAAUAGAUGUUUUCAUAAGUAAUUAUACCCUUAUUGAUUCAGAUAUAUUCCAACAAUGGAUUGAAGGUUAUUCAACUUCUGAGGCGUCACUGUAUUUAAAACAGAAAUGUUUUGGUCAGUUUAUGAGUGCUCAUAUAGACCUGAUUGUUUCUGAUAUUCUGGAUCAAUAUAGGACGUAUUCUUUAAUAGAGCGUUUAUUACAUGCACCGGUUAAGCUUUCAGAGCAGUCAUCUUUUCAACUGGAACCUAAAACUCUGCGAUUAAUUAUUGAAAAGUACUACUCUAUUGAUGACUCUGUGGCACGAGAAAUUUUGGGAAAAAAACUUUCUUCUCGCUAUCGCAAGGACCUAGACGAAGUUUCUGAAAAAACAUUUGUGAAGUUAAAAUCAUGCAGGCGACAGUUUGACAACGUUAAGCGGAUUUUUAAAGCUGUUGAAGAAUUACCUGGGAAUAUAACAAGCAAUAUAAAACAACAGUUUAUGCUUUCUGACACAUUGGCAAAAAAAUAUGCUUCCAUUGUUUUCCUGGCAUGUAUACGUUUCGAGACAUCUAAAAAGAAACUGAACUAUUUAAGUUUUCUGGAUUUUUUUUACUGUUCGCAAGCAGUAAUGGAAUAUUGGACCUACACGUACCAACAUUCAGGACCUGAAUACUAUGAUACAGAAAUGGAUAAGGAGUUUCUGCUGGAUUUAAGAGAGCUAAGAUGUCUUUUCGAAAAAGAAAAGGAAAUCAAACAUUUGGUAUGCCUGCGUUUGAAACCAAUUUUUCUGGAAAAAGCAUAUCAAGAAAUGGAUUUAAAUUUUCGGUCAUACUGGAGAUCAAUAAUUACUAUUGCCUGCAAUAUACAUCGAAAUAGGGAACUGAGGGGUUUAUUCGUUGAACUAAGCGAGAAGCUAAUUGAUCCAUGGAAGCAAAAUAAUUGGAAUCUCGACCAAGUGAAACAGUUUUUGGACGCAGUUUCCCAAAGCAUUUUGGAACUAGAAAUUUCAAGGGAUCAAGAAACGCGGUGCUUAUGGGAUCGAUACAUGCAAGUUAUCAUCAUAUGCCUGGAGAGAAUGUAUCAUUCAUGAAGUUUGUGUUACGUUUUUAACUACAUAUAAACAAAAUAAAUUAAAUAGCUGCCCUUUUUGUAUAUCUCUCAAACAGAAAUGUGCAAUACAGAUUUUUUCCGUAAAAUAAAAUGUGUUUCUUUAAAUUUG